CAAGUUGAGUUGCGAAGUGAUUGAAAAAGUUAUCGUAAAAUCAUGGCUAUUUGCCGGCUUUGUGCCAAAGAUUGUACGGCUAAUAACCGUUUGGAGGAACGUAAUUUCCGGGAAAAGGUUGUGGAUAUCAUCUGCAUGUGGAUUGAUAUCAACACUGACACAAGGGUAGAUACAUGCGAUGCCUGCGAAGAGUUAGUGGAACGGUUUUACGCUUUUAAAAGCGAAUGCCGAUCCGUUCAACUGCGAUUAAAAAAUAAGCCCAGAAUUGUCCGAAAAGAUUUGAAAGAACGAUGUUUGCCAAAUUCUUACAGCAAUAAAUCAAAGCUUAAAACAAAGCCUGAUCGGCCAGAUUCUAUCGAAGAAAAUGCACAUCCUGUCAGUUCAUCCGAAACAGAUCCCGAAAUCGAUUCCCCUUCGCGUAAACCUUGGUUUCCGCUAGAAGAACCGGAACUUCCACCCCUACCGAAACCUAAAAAGCCAAAAAAGGUGUACCGCCCUAAGCCGAAAACAACUGUGGAAGGACCACGAACAGUCGUUCCGCGUCCCUGGCGACGAAAGUUCAAGGAAGCGAUUGAUAUGCCACCGGAACAGUAUCGCGAAUAUGUACUCCAAAAGAGCAAUGCGAAGAAACAGACCCUGGUGUGCGAAAUAUGUGGUCGAAACAUCGAUAUCAUUCGGAUGGAUGGACACAAAAAUCGUCAUCUCGGAUUGCAACCAUACGAGUGCGCUGAUUGUGGUGAUAAAUUUAACUGUAAGCUUAAUCUACGUGGCCACUGGCGCAGAAACCACGUUGUGGACGAAGAAGCGGCAUGCGAAACGUGUGGCAAGGUCUUCAAGAACAAGCUACAGGUAAAGUCACAUAUGAAGUCGCACGCCGAGCGGAAGUUCCAGUGCCCCCUGUGUCCACUGAAGUGCUCUAACAAGUUUACAUUGAACUAUCACCUGAAGAUCCACAACCAGACACGUGACUUCAAGUGUGAACUGUGUGGAAAGGCUUUCUAUUGCAAGUCGGUUUGGAAUAUACACAUGCGAACGCACAGCGGUGAGGCUCCGUACAAGUGCGACGUUGAAGGAUGUAGAAAAGCGUUUGUCCACCGGAACCUGUACGUUGCGCACAUGAACAAAAAUCAUCCAGGACGGCCACUUAUGUAUCUCAGCGGUAAGAAAGGCUAUAAGGAUUCGAUGAUGAAAAAAGCUCUGUGAAUA
Molecule: messenger RNA, 1206 nt
Organism: Sabethes cyaneus
Lineage: Eukaryota; Metazoa; Arthropoda; Insecta; Diptera; Culicidae
Product: zinc finger protein 37-like
Exons: 3
Coding region: 43-1203 (386 amino acids)
Biological process (GO): regulation of transcription by RNA polymerase II
Cellular component (GO): nucleus
Molecular function (GO): zinc ion binding; RNA polymerase II cis-regulatory region sequence-specific DNA binding; DNA-binding transcription factor activity
Source: RefSeq, a predicted model, not a curated record